GUUUGUUGCGCAUAACAACUUUUAACAGUCGCCGGCAAUAAUAUUGAAAUUGACAACAAUGUUAAAAACGUGUGCAAAUCGUUUCUCGCAGAGAUGCGAUGUGUGGCGUUGCCUUUCAACGAAACCCGUACAGAUGAACAUCUUUGACAGAAAUGCCAAGCGCUUGCAAAAGGAACGUGCCGCACUCAGCGCAGAUGUGGCGCUCUUUGACUAUCUGAAGGAGGAGGUGGGCUAUAGACUGGCAGAUCGUGUCUUCGACAUCAAGCGGGAAUUUAAGUCAGCAGCAGACAUUGGAUGUAAUCGAGGCUAUAUAUCUAGGCACAUACUGGCCGAGUGUGUGGAACAUCUAACACUGACGGACACUAGCGCUACCAUGCUGGAGCAGGCACAGGGUACACCUGGGCUUAAAAUGCGCAAACUAGUGCAAGAUGAAGAGGAAUUGGAAUUUGAGGAUAACUCACUCGACUUGGUAAUUUCCAGUCUGAGUUUGCACUGGGUUAACGAUUUGCCGGGAUGCUUUGCCAAGAUCAUGCGCAGCCUGAAGCCAGAUGGUGUAUUCAUAGCCUCACUCUUUGGCGGCGAUACUUUGUACGAGCUACGAUCUUCGUUACAAUUGGCUGAGCUAGAGCGCAAGGGCGGCAUAUCGCCACAUAUAUCACCCUUUACACAAAUUCGGGACGUAGGUUCGCUGCUCAAUCAAGCUGGCUUUACGCUUUGCACUAUUGAUACGGACGAGCUGGUUAUUGGCUAUCCCAGCAUGUUUGAACUGAUGUGGGAUCUCAAAGGUAUGGCGGAAAGCAAUGCAGCUCUCAAUAGGCCGGCGCAUCUUAGUCGAGAGAUAAUGCUGGCGGCCAGCGCUAUCUACAACGAGCUCUACGCCAAGCCCAAUGAGCAAGGCAUACCCGCAACAUUUCAAAUAAUUUACUUUGUGGGCUGGAAACCCGGACCAAAUCAACCACAGCCGCUGCCACGCGGUACAGGCGAUGUAUCGCUUAAGGAUCUGGGCUCUAUUGUGGAGAAGAGUGGGAAAAUUAAAAUGCCGCAAGAAUAACAGAAAUGCUGUACAAGUUCAAUUUACAGUUUAUUAUGUAACGCACUUGAAAGUCAACUUAAAUGCUAUAAUUAAAACAAAAAAAUAUCUUGCGUUGCUUUUAAGAAAGUUAUAAAUUAUAAUACGCGCUUCAA
Messenger RNA from Drosophila busckii, 1185 nucleotides. RefSeq names its product arginine-hydroxylase NDUFAF5, mitochondrial. Bases 59 to 1051 code for a protein of 330 amino acids. Gene Ontology annotation, molecular function: S-adenosylmethionine-dependent methyltransferase activity. Gene Ontology annotation, cellular component: mitochondrion. Gene Ontology annotation, biological process: mitochondrial respiratory chain complex I assembly. The transcript is spliced from 3 exons. The record is from RefSeq and is a predicted model, not a curated record. Lineage: Eukaryota; Metazoa; Arthropoda; Insecta; Diptera; Drosophilidae.